This is a messenger RNA of Hydatigera taeniaeformis, 483 nucleotides long. NCBI's taxonomy places the organism in Eukaryota, Metazoa, Platyhelminthes, Cestoda, Cyclophyllidea, Taeniidae. The record is from the annotation of a GenBank genome assembly.
AUGCCGACGGGCAGUGCGGAUGUCUACGGAAAUACUGUUCAAUUCUCGAUCUACGAUGUGCCGGGUUCACCUGAAUACCAGUCGUUAGCGGCUGGAGUCUACGCCGGCAUUGAGGUGGCCAUUCUCUGUUUCGACGUGACCAACCAAGCAUCUUUCGACGGUCUCUCAGCUUGGAUUAGUAGAAUAAACGCUGGGCUGCCCUCAAAAGGGGUGAAGGUGCUGGUGGGUCUGAAGGGAGACUUGACGAGACAGGUGCAGUUGGAGACUGCUCGCAGCUUCGCGACUCAGAACGGUUACAUGUACUUUGAGGCCUCUGCUAAGACCGGUCAAAAAGAUGUUAACGAGGUAUUCUGCAGGAGUGCUGCCAAGGCGCUUGAUAUACCGCUGCCACCUCCGCCAGUAAGUGCAACAACCUUCCUCUGCUCCCACGCUUCAAAUCCUCAAGAUACCACAUCAGCUGCUCGUCCCUCAAAACAGCAUUGA